AUGUUAUUUCAAACUUUGAACUUAAUUGUUCUCAUAAUACUUAUUAAAGUUAGUCUUUCACAUCAAUUUGACAAAGGUAAGGAAAUUAUCAAAUGUUUUCCAUGCAGGAUACCGUCACUCGGGCACUUGGAAUGUUGCUCGACCUUCGGAAAGCGUAAAAAAACACUCGAUUUUUAAGCUUUCCAAAAGUCUCGCAACAUUCCGUGUGCAUGAAUGACGCUGUCCUGCAUGGAAAACAUUUGAUAUUCUUUUAAUCCAAUAAUGUACGAUGUAUCACAUUCUUCUUUCCAUUAAAUUCCUAGGGGAAAAUCUUGCUCUGGGCAAGCCAACUUUACAGUCAAGUGUGGUGGAAGAAGGCAUCUCAUCCAAUGCAGUUGAUGGCAAUCGACAUCCAGAUUAUUCCGAGAAAUCUUGCAUCCAGACAGAUAACCAAAUUGAAUCUUGGUGGAGGGUUGAUCUACAGGAUGAUUUUUACGUCACUUCUGUUGUAAUAACUAACAGACGGGAUUGUUGCAGCGAAAGAUUGUAUAAUUUUGAAAUUAAGGUGAGCGGAUGGUGUUCUCAGAUCCAGGCUUUAGUAUUAUUGUGAAUAAGUUGUCUUUUUCCCUAGGUAGGGGACAAUAAUAUCGGAGGUGGUGUGAUCAACGCAAGAUGCUCGCCGAUAUUUCAACGACUCCUCGGCCGGGGAGAGACUCUUGAGAUUGUUUGUGAAGAACCACUCAGAGGGCGCUAUGUCAGUGUUAUAAUUCCUACUAACUAUGGUAUACUAAAUUUCUGUGAAGUAGAAGUUUAUGGAAAGAAGGGUAAGAUUAAUUGGGAAUCGAUGGUACAGCAUAGUAUUAUAGGUAUAGUGUAAUUGGUAUGGUAUGGUAUGGUAUGGUAUGAUAUGGUAUGGUAUGGUAUGGUAUGAUAUAUGAUAUGAUAUGGUAUGGUACGGUACGGUACGGUACGGUACGGUAUGGUAUGGUAUGGUAUGGUAUGGUAUGGUAUGGUAUGGUAUGGUACGGUAUGGUACGGUAUGGUAUGGUACGGUAUGGUAUAAUUGGUAAGGUAUACGGUAAAAAUAUUUCCGAUUCAGUGGAGGAUGGGAUUUUCCAUUCCAGUCGGACUUUCACCAAAUUGAAAUGAAAGUACUAGUAUUUUUUACCUAUUAUACACCUUGAUAUGGUCCUACCUCAAUAAUAUUGAAGAUCAACUAUUGAAUUUUUUGUUUCUGGCAUUAUGCAGUACACACAGGUGAAGAUAUAUGUUUAAUGUUUAUGAUGUUCAUGUCUCUGAGACAACAUCCCAAACUUGUAUACCAAAUAUGCUACACUAUAAUUCUUACUAGACUAAAACGUGUGCCUAAAUAAGUAUCUAACUAAAUAUAUUUCAGCAUCAUCUGUGUUGCGUCUCGAGAUGAUCUCCAACGGUGUCGCUGAAGCUGGACCUAGUCUGAACAUUUAUUCAAGGUUACAUGUCAACGACGAGAUAAUAACUUUCAAAAACCCAGGGAUAUAUUUCACAUUAUAUGACAUAAAAACAGGCAAGUUUCUUCUGAAAUCUGAUCUUCCAUUUAGUUAGGAACAACUUUGGAAUCCGGCUUUCAUAAAGAACACACAAUUUGUCAUAAUGGACCUCCAUCACAUAUUGAGUAAAUUUCAAUUUGAUGUUAGUACUAUAUAAAUACCACGUAUAUGUAACUUCCUGAAAUGAAAAGAGCGGGCCAAUUUAGUAAGUACAAAAAAUUAAGUACAAAAUUUUAAAAACAGUACCGGUACAUAAAUGUUAAUGUCAAAUUCUAAAUCUACUCUGAAAAAAGCGUAAUAAUUGACAUAAAGAUCUAUUAUGUACAUAGAGAUAUCUAUGAUUAUGUAUCGUCUGCGCGAAUUUAAACAAGUAAUGUAGUUUGAAGAAAUAUGUUUGUUUUUUUUAGGCAAGUUUAAAUAUGACGUAUAUAUGAGGACGUGGACAGUAAGAAGUUCUGAAACUGAAAUGGUAAACCUUACUACUAAUGUGAGUCCUGAUACUGUAGUCUGUAUGGUGCUGUAUUAUAGCGGAGAAAGGUACUACAAAGCGGCCGUACCAUAUUUGGAAAAACUGGUAGGCCAACCAAUCAAAGCAGACCUCCAGUAUGGGGAAUCGUGGGCCUUGCUGGGUUACAAGGGGACUCAAAGUCCAAUUCCACACUGGCGGGAAAGUGUGCGCAGAAAAAUUGGCCAAGGGCCGUCCAAAAUUUCUAAGCUUAUAACAUUGAAAAAAGGUUAGUUGGACAAACGAAGGUUAUAUAGACCAAACUGAAACUAAGCUAAACAUUUACAGCCUUAAUUUAGACAGGUUAGAUCUGUCUAGUUAUUAAAUGUUCUCCCGUACCAUCAUAUCAUUAUCAUCAACAUCCAUAUCAUCACCAUAUCAUCAUCAUCAUCAUUAUCACAUCAUAAUCAUCAUUAUGAUCAUCAUCAUAUUAUUACCAUUAUCAUAUCAUCAUCACCAUCAGAUCAUCAUCAUAAUUAUCAUAAUUAUCAUCAUCAUUAUCAUCAUUAUCAUCAUUAUCAUCAUUAUCAUCAUCAUUAUCAUUAUCAUCAUAAUUAUCAUCAUUAUCAUCAUCAUUAUCAUCAUUAUCAUCAUUAAUGCUUCGUUUUUUACAUUAUAGCUCCAAGUGGUCCACCAAGCAACGUGAAGGUUGUUUACGGAGAUGGUACUUCAAUCAAGCUGACAUGGUCAAGACCAAACGAUUACCUAACCGACUAUGACUACCCGUUCAACUACAGCUUAUGCAUCAGCCACCGGUUUACUAAGACUUGUGACUUAGCAACGGAUAAUGGAUUGCGGUACAGCUUUAGAGGGCUUCAACCGUUGACCAAUUAUUCCAUCACAAUUCGUGCCCAGUCUGCGAAUAUGUCUGGUGAGGCAUUCAACCUCACAGCCUCCACCACUAAGACGGGUAAGAUUCUUAAGACUUGUUCACAGUUGCAAUUCUUGCUGCGAUUUUAGAUGCGGUUUGAGUAUUUGACAAGUUGUCAACGACUUGUUGAUAACUUGUUGCUACAAAAUUGUUGAGCUCAGCAGACUUGUUACAAGUUGUUCCAGCAACUUGUUAUAUAUCGUCCUGCAAAUCAACAAUUUGUCAACAUGUUGUGAGUGACGACCUUGUAGCAACUUGAUGAAAAUCAUGAAAUAACAGCAUUGUUACAACAUGUUGACACGCUUGCUGCAAGCUUGUUGCGAACACACUUGUUGACAAAUUGUGAGAUUUUUACGUGUAUAGCAGAGUGAUUUUGUUUUCCGCUUAAACAGCUGGCUAAGGAGUACACGUCUACACGACGUUUAUUUAAUUUCAGAUGCUUCUCGGAUCAAUGUAAAACUAGUAUCAAGACUAAAAGAAGAUGUGUUGUAUCGUGUGUAUGGUCGGCCUUACUCCACCAUCACUGUGGCUGGUGUAGUUUACACUUUUAAUCGAUAUGGACAUAAUUUUCUCAUACUUGAUGCAAGAACAGGUUUGACCAGUGGUUCAUAUAUACUUGUCAAAAUAUUCUUUUGAAUUAAUUCAUUCUUGGCCACUUGACGACAUGGCGGCAUGUUGGAGGAACGCUAACAACGCUCCAACGUAGCCUCCUCCGCAGGCAUCUCGUGGUUCACUAACUGCACAAAGCAAAUUUUGCCCGCUAAUCUAAAGGCGAUGCCUGCGGAGGAGGCUAGCUCCAGUAGAGCAUCAACCUCGUAUCCAUAGCAUGCCCGUUCGCAGGUUAAGGGUGGGUAUAGAACGAAUAUGCUCUGGAUACGAGGUUGAUUACUAAACCAAAGGUCGCAGGUUCUAUUUCUAUUUCUCAAAUAAUUUUACCUAAGUACACACAGACUAAUCAUUGCAAUCUUUCCGAGUGUCUGUUGAAUCAGGCAUUCGGCCAAUAAGUAAGCACUGAUACAUCAUUAUAAACCACUAAGGGCCUUGGGUUCGAUUCUCAGGGGCUGUUCAUAUGAGCCGAGCCAGCCUAGCCGGGAUAAAUCGUGUCACGAGUUUUUUCCUGGCAAUAAAAGAUCGUUGAACUGAAAUGUCAUUUUGGAUUUUAUCAAAACCGUUAUAAGAGCUUUAUUGAACAAAUCAUUCUAGACCAGCUCAGCUGCAAUGAAUAAUCCCUCGGCCGGUUGGGUCACUCGAAACAGAAUUCAUUUUUAUUUCCUAGCAAGUGAUUUGGCACUAUCAAGCACCCCAUGGACAAGUUUAAUUGUUUCCAUUUCUCUCAGGAAAUGUAAUUCGACAAGAUUCGUUCAACACGUUCCAUGACCGAUUAAAUAGUGGAUCCAAGAUGACGGCGUUCCUUACGUCUUUACCAAACAAAGUUAUCAUUUUAAUGGUUGUAUAUCACCGUGGACACCCGUACUACGACGAUGCCGCUGCCUCAUUGAUCGCCAUCUGCCCUCAUGCGCCUUCUGUGCUCAAUGAAGAUGAAUCGAAUGCACUGAUAUGUCUGAAAGGCAUGGGAUUUGCAUCAUGGAUGAAAUCCAAAAUUUCGACAUACGCCCUUGGGCCAGCUGUGCUCGAAACUGACAUCUUAUUGCCUGAAGGUAAAGGAACUCAUUGGCCCACAACGAAUACACGUUUAGAAACCUCGUUCCAGGCUUUUUUGAAGUUUUUUCGCUGGAAUACUAUAUAGACUGAGCUAAUACGUUUGAGGUAUUCCGUUUAGGUAGUUCAGAUAAAAUCCGUGGCAGCUUAUUGUACACACGUAAAAACGCACAAGUUGCAACAAACCUGCAGCAGACUAAUUGUAGCAAUGCUGUUCCAACAACUUGUCAUCAAGAUGUGUUCGCACUGCUUGUUCCCAGCUUGUUUUCAAGUUGUCAACGGCUUGUUGACAACUUGGUACAAUAGGUUGUUGAUUCGACAGACUUGAUAACAAGUGGUGAGUGACAACUUUGUAUCAACGACUUGAUAAAAUAACAGCGUUGUUACAACUUGUUGACAAGCUUGCUACAGGCCUGUUGCGAACACAUUUUGUUGACAAGUUGUAAAAUUUUUACGUGUGUAGAAUACUACUACCUACACUGGACCACCACGUUUGAGAUAUCUUUUCAGGUAGUUUAGACACAAACCACGGCAGCUUCUUGUAGAUUGCUAUCCGCCACACUAGGCCCCCACGUUUGAGAUAUCAUUUAAGGUAGAAGCUCGUUGUAGCUUAUUGUAGAAUACUGCCUACACUGGAUUCCUACAUUUCAACUAUCAUCUACUCUAAAAAAUAUGUUUAAUUUUCAACUUUUCAUUUUUACAGAUUUAUUUACAUAUCCAAACAUAACUAAAAUAUCCCCAAGUACUACGAGUUUGGUGGUAGAAUGGCUUGUUCCGAAAACCGAUAAAUUUACUGGCAGUAUAUCGAAAUAUGAACUCUGCUAUUCUGGGGAAUUUAUUACCUCAGGCUGCGUCGAGAUUGGCGCGGCCAGCACACAGUGGAAUGUUACCGAGUUGCAUCCGCAUGUGGAAUACGAACUAAAGAUAAGGGCAGCGGCGUUGCUAGGUUACGGUCCGUUCUCCCCUCCGAAAUAUGCGACAACUUUAGAAUCAGGUGAGGGACGAGGACUUUUCAUUUCUUAUUUGGUGAUAGUACAUUGGUUACAUUUCACUUCUGGGAAGGGGUUUGAUUCUUUCAAUAUGGAUAAUAUAUGCAGUUGUCUGAUUAUAAUUUUGCAGUCACAUGCAUGAAUGCAAUUUGAGUCUGCCCAGUGAGCUCCAUAAUAUCUGGAAUGAGAACUCGAGUCCAACAACUGAAGUCAAAGAUGGAACUAUAUUGGACGUCAGUUUCAGUCCUUUUCUGUUGUUUUUGUCUGCGCGGUCUGUAAAUUAAAGUGCGGAAAUUUCGUAUUUUGACUUUGAUUCAAAGAAAAAAUCUAUGGUUUUAUGAACUGAUAACUUUAUUAGCGGUACGGUCCGUUAGAAAAACUGGAAUUAACUAGGGAAAAAUGGGGUUAAAACUGUUUACGCGGAUCUUCAGAGUUAUAUUGGACGUCAAUGGCCGCCGUCUUGGUUUCACUUUUCUCGUGGGGCGAAUGACUGAAGUUCUCACUCCAGAUAUAUAUAUAGAGCUCACGGAGUCUGCCGAGUACUGCAGAUUUUCUACUCUAGUUUCCUCCUGUAGUAACACUGGACAAAUUAGGAUGGAUCCAAGGCCCGGACCUUACUGGACCUUCAGUAAGUUUUUGCGCAAAUGUUCAACGGAAUCACGGUUAUGGAAUGUUCAUUAUCUGAAUAUUGUGAUCAAUCUCUGAUGUCAUAUUUGAAUUCAUUCCAGCUCCGAGUGGUCCUCCGACCAACCUUCGUAUCACCUUCGUGAACUCGACGUCAAUGAUCGCCGCGUGGUCGCCACCCGAGCUGAUACUACAAAAUGGCAUCAUUCAGAAUUACAAUGUGUGUGUUCGAACCUAUACGAUGAUUGCCCGGUGUGAGGACGUAGUUCUACCAGGCAGUCAGGAGAGAUACUUGGCUUCCGGUCUCGCACCUUACACUGUGUAUGACGUCAUUGUUAGCGCGGCCACCUCCGUGGGGUAUGGACCUAGUAUGUUGGUGAUUAGCAAAACAUUGGAAGCAGGUCAGUAACUUUUUCCCAGUAUAGUUGAGUGAUUUGGCGAGGGGGUGCCAUUUGAUCGAUUAGUUCUUUAUUAUGCCCAAAAUUCAUUGGCUUGACUAUGCACAAGUUUGCAUAAAUAUUAAACAUGGACAAAAAAUAUGGGACAAAGAUUUUGGCUGAGUUUGGUGGACAUCUAACUUACGAAAGCGUAGAAUAUAAGAAAGAACAAUUAUUAACAGAGCAUGUUAUUUAUCGUAAAUUGUGAAUAGAAUCUUUGCAUAAAUGUUCGUAUUAGUCAAAUAAUAAGAGACUGGGUGGCAUGGAAAACAGUGAGAUUUUCAAACAAUGAAAAGACAACGGAUUCUUUGAUUAAACCGCGCAAAUCACAAAACAGAAUUAGUGGUUUUAAUAGUACAGAUUCUGUACUAAAACCACUAAUUCUGUUUUGUGAUUGGCGCGGUUUAAUCAAAGAAUCCUCUCGUUGAUCCAGAGCCUUCACGACGUUUCAAUUUAUUAUUUGCUGAAGGCUCUGGAAUCCAGGGUAGGUAAAAUUAGCCUAUAUCGUAAAUUUCAAAUUUUCAAUUCUGAGGUCCAUUCUUGGCAAAGAUCUGUACAUAGUGAGAUAAAAAUCGAUGACGUCCACGCGGAUUUGCAUGAGAAUUACCUAAAUUUUUACUCUUUCCAUUUUUCAGCUCCGAGUGGUCCGCCGACCAAUCUUCGUGUAACCUUCGUGAACUCGUCGUCAAUGACCGUCACGUGGACGCCACCCAAGCAAGGACUACGAAAUGGCAUCAUUCAGAGUUACAAAAUCUGUGUUCGAAGUUUCAAAAUAACUGACCAAUGCAAAGACAGGAUUUCGACCGGUAGUCAGCAGAACUACACGGUGUCUAAUUUGGCGCCGUUUACAGUGUAUGACGUCAUCAUUAGCGCGGCAACUUCCGUAGGGUAUGGACCUAGCGUAUUUGUGACUAACAGAACGUCGGAAGCAGGUCAGUGAGAAUGUUAAGUAGACCUCCAGGUAAACCAGGAUUGCUUAAGGUUAGGAUUGUUUAGGUUUAGACGGUGAAAACAUUGACUUGGUAAAAACAUAAAUUGAUGGACAAAAAAAUACUGAUUUGACGGCAUUUUAGCACAUGCUGAAGCUAGAAUCCUGUGUGUAAAAGUGUUUUAGGAGGCAAUUAAUUUCAAUAUCGUGUAUUUGCGAUAAAAAAUGUUCAAAAUCUAAAAUUUUUUGGCGUUCCUCUCAAAAUGACAUCAACAUAAGCAAAACUUGCUGAACUUCAGACAUGAUUUUCUCUUUGGCAUACCAUCUAAAAUCUCUUCGUUUUAGCAUAAUUUUACAGAUAAGGUACUAAACAUACUUUUAAAAUUUGCUUGCCGAUUGAGAAACGUAUCCGAAAAAUUAAAAAAAACUGAAUAUAGUCAUAACCAAGUGUAAAAGUAUAUUCAGAAGUUUUGAGCGCGUGUUACGUAACAUAUAAAAGAUUCUUCUCUUUAUCUUUUAUGGGAGCCAGUAUGAUCGAUACGGACAGGCAAGGGUUAAAUCUUAAAAUUUUAUCGUCUUAGCACCCUCAAGUUCGCCUUCAUCCUUCAUGGUAUCUUCCUUGAACUCGACUCAACUCAACCUGACUUGGAACGAACCAAAACCCGAACACCACAAUGGUAUCUUGACAGAAUACCGUCUCACUCUUCUGCCCGAGCCUUGGAGCUUGACAAGCAAGCGUACUAUAACGUUGCCAAGGGAUCACGUCAACUACUUAGCAACCGAUCUCAGACCCUACGUGAAUUACGUCAUCGAAAUACGCGCUGGCACUGAGGCAGGACUUGGACCAGCGGCUGUUUUAAAUGCUAGAACUUUAAUGGAAGGUGAGCGACGACACAUUCACUCAUUGGUGAGCGGAUUUCCCAACAGGCUAUUAAUAGCCCAAUUGAUAGGGGACCCGACGUAUACCUACAGUACGAUUUAACGUUCUUAUUCGAAAAGACGCAAAGUCUUUACAUUUACUGAUAUCAAUGUAAAUUAAAAUAGCACUUUCUCCUCAGUUAUUUUAAGACCUUGAGUAGAGGUGGGUUGAAAGGCAAGCGUGGCGACCACGACACGACAUUUUCUGGUUCUGAUAGAGUUGUCUACACACGUAAAAACGCACAAGUUGUUACAGGUCUGCAAACAAGUUGUUACAAAUCUGUUCACAAGCUGUCGACAAGUUGUGUUCGCACUGCUUGUUCCCAGUUGUUGUAACAAGUUUGGAACAAGCUGUUAACAACUUGUAACAAGCUUGAUGGCAUUAUCAGUCUUGUUACAAGAUUGUUCUAACAAGUUUGUUACAGCCAUGAUAUAACAAGAAUACUACAAGUUUGACGACACAAGGUUGUAACAAUAUUGUUAUAUCAUGACUAAUGAGACUUGUUAGAACAACCUUGUAAAAAGCCUGAUAAUAUCAACAAGGUUGUUUCAAAUUGUUAACAACUUGUUCCAAACUUGUUGACAACUUGUGACAGGCAGUGCGAACACAACUUGUUGACGGCUUGUUGACAGACUUGUUACAAGAUGUGAGAUUUUUGCGUGUGUAGGUGUUAUCAUAAACAAAGUUGGUUUUAAAAGUUUUUUCUUUAUUUUGCUAAAGCGCCGUCUGGACCGCCGACAUUUGUACAAGUGAAAAAUGUCACUGGGACAACAUUUCAAGUCGCGUGGUCACCGCCGGCCAGGGAGAAACAAAAUGGCGUCAUUAUUUCAUACUUUCUUUGCAUCCGAGCUUUCGGCGUGUUAUACGCGUGUAACGACACGAGAAUCAUGCCUGGUACCCAGUCCCAACAGUUGUUUACCGAACUCCAACCCGACCGAGAGUAUUUGGUGGAAAUUAAAGCCGCGACUAAGAUAGGGUAUGGUCCGUCUACAUUUGUGCAGAAGAUGGCGGGUAAGUACUGCUGACUAAGAAGAAUGAUGAAAUUCUUAUCAUUUACUACAAGAUGUAAUAAAUGUAUAUAAAUUUCCACUCAAUAAUUCCCAUCUACAACACUCUUCACACAACGUGCACUAAACCCACACAGACCAUAGGUCUCCCGAAAAGGUAGUGUUGCACCAUUAUGCAUAUCAGAGAGUUUACGAUUUAUGACGUGGCAAAUCAAUGACAGCCCUUCAAAAUAAAGGGUUAAAGCUUUCUUUACUCAGCUCAUAGUGGCAAACUCAUUAAAAAGGAAAACUAAACGUGAUGUGUUGAAUUUUUUUAUCUUCAGGAAAGUGUGACAAUGCUCUCCUGAACAACCGAAACAAGAUCGAAAAUUUUCAAUUUUCGGCCAGUGGCCAUGUUAGUGAUGGCCACGAAGCAUUCCAGGCGCGUUUCUCCAACCUUCAAAUAUGGUGUGAAGAUGGGGCAAAGAAGGAUGCAUUCAUACAAGUGGAUAUUGGAGGACUUAUAAGGAUAAUCGCUGUAGCCACACGAGGGGAUAUAAGCCACUUCGAUGCUAGGGUGACGUCAUAUAAGGUUCUGUAUAGCACGAAUGGCGCCAGCUGGACUACAGUCACUGUAAGCGGUAAGGAGGUAAGGUAAACCUCAACGAAACUACCAUUAUUUAUACUUGAUUUUUCUAUCAUUUCCAAUCUUACAGGUUCAGUGGUCCAGUUCGGUUCUUAGUAGUUCUCGUAUUAGUUCAGUGCUACUACAGAUGGUAUCAGUGGCGUAGCUAGUCCGACGACUUGGUCCCGCUAAGCAAAUUUUAACUCAUUAUCAUUAUUCAUUUCCUUAGAAAAUGAUUUUGUCGAUAGUUUAUAAACAUGGCAAUAUUUGCGUAGCGGGACUGAGUUGUCGGGUUGGUUACGCCACUGGAUGGUGUCGGAGAGAUUUUGCAGACGGAAAUUCCGAGCGGAAAUUGUCUACAUUUCAAGAGCCCGUUCGACCUUGUGACAACCUUGAAUCUUUUGUUUAGAAAAUCCAAGGCAACACUGGAGGAGAAAUUGUCAAGCACUACCUGGAUGAACCUGUUUUAACUCGUUAUAUCCGGUUUGAAGUUGUCACUUUUUUUGGACCUCACCAGUGCAUGAGAGUUGAGAUAUAUGGCUGUGCACCAGGUCUGGACCUCAUUUAUUUUACUAUGUCUGUAUUAGGAAAAUGUUCGUAUUAGAGAGCGGUGCAUAUUAGAGAGGUGUCUGUAUUGGAGAGGUGUUCAUGUUACAGAGGUGUCCAUAUUUAAGAGGUGUUUGUAUUAGACAGGUGGUCGUAUCAGAGGGGUGUCCGUAUUACAUAGGUGGUCGUAUUAGAGAGAUGUUCGUAUUAGAGAGCUAUCCGUGUUAGAGAGGUGUCUGUAUUAGACAGGAGUCCAUAUUGGAGAGAUGUAUAUAUUAGAGAGGUUUCUGUGUUAGAAAGUCGGCCAUAUUAGAAAUGCGUCAGUACUGGAAAGGAGUGUUUGUAUUAGAGAGGUGUCGCAUUAAAAGAGGGAUAACAGUAUUAGCAGUGUGUAAGGAGAGAUUAUCUCUCUCUAUAAACCCAAUUUAUUGAUAAUUAUUACUUAUCAUUGCUUUUAUCCAGCUGUCAGUCCCGACUCAGUAUCUAUCAUAUCAUCGAAUGCCACGUCAUUGGUGGUUGCCUGGAAACCCUCCACGAUAGCUGACAAGAACGGUGAUAUACAAGGUUACGUCAUAUGUCCAAAGGAAACUUCAUUGAUCACGUGUCAGAACAACAAGACGUAUGCAGAGGAUGACGAGAGAACAAAGUGGAUCGAGGGUCUAAAGCCGUAUACUGAAUACGUGAUUGAGAUUGCGUCUUAUAAUGUUGCUGGGGAAGGCUCUCCUAUUUCUGUUGUGCAUCGGACAGAGCAAGCGGGUUGGUUGCUUUAAUAUAUUCGUUGGUAUCUUUAUUUUAUGAUUUCUUCUUUCACUCAAACAUUCAUUAGAAAGUAUGAUUCAUUCUUUCCUUCUUCCAUCGAAACAAAGACUUUCUAAGGGCGUCUCUGGCAGGUACCUAAUGAUACAUAUCUGAUCACGGAGCAAAGCUACGCGGGAAGGGUCAUUUUGGGGCUUAUCCCAACCCACCCAGUCAACAUUCCCUGUGGGAGUAACCAAAGUUCACGGAGAAAACUCACGACUUUCGGUAGAGCGUUGACUGACUCUUUUCACAUAGGUAUCGCGAGUUCGACGCGAGAAUCGAGGUGAAAGGUGACCUCAGAGGUGAAAGGCGCUUUCUCCUUCCUUCCUCACUCCCUGUCUCUUUCUGCCCUCUCUCUUCUCCAUUUCUUUCCAUCCAUUCCUGCGUCUCCUUUUGUUUUCAUCUCUUUCCAUUACAUACAUACAUACAUACAUACAUACAUACAUACAUACAUACAUACAUACAUACAUACAUACAUACAUACAUACAUACAUACAUACAUACAUACAUACAUACUUUAUUGUGUUCCUCAAAGAGGCUUUUCAACACUAAUUUACAUGGAAUGGUGAUUAAAAAACAAGGUUAACAUUACAUAUUUAAAAAUUUACUACAAAAAAUCUUCUAUUAUUAAAAUAGUCCAUUACUAAGAAUACAGUCUAUCUAACAUGUCUUUCUUUAAUUUAUUCUUAAAACUUCUCAAAGAUGACAUUUGUUUCAUGUUAUCGUCCAGAUCAUUCCAUAGUUUCGCCCCUCUAUAAUGAAAUGUUCUCUGGCCAGUGGUGGUAUUAUAAAUCGGUAUUUGGAGGAGUAAUAAUUCUGUUACCUCCCUAGCACCAUCUUCUGGUCCAGAAACUAUAGACAUUCUGGGCACAACAACAAACUCAAUUCGACUGUACUGGACCAAGGUUCCUGAGAAGUCACGAAAUGGCAUCAUCACCACAUACUCACUGUGUUAUCAAGAAUACGAGCUGGAGCAUUCGUGUUCAAGUUUCCAGAAUAUACCAUCUGGUUCUCGGAAUUUCAUUCUCUCCGAUCUCCAGCCUUUCAAAGAAUAUUUGAUUCUCAUCAGAGCGGCAACAGUGGUAGGAUGGGGACUUCCCACAUCAAUCCGCCAUUGGACACUUUCGGCACGUGAGUAUUACAAUCUUUUUUUCAGAUUGUUUUUGGAACAAUGCAUUAGUAAAGUUGGUCCUUUCUGCUUUGAGUUAUCGGAAGUUUAGACCUAGUGGAACCAUGCAUUCACUAUAAGUAAGACAAGUAAUGUAAUUUAGUGUAAUCAAUAAGCGAUAAACUUUACUGGACCUCUAGUAAGAACAUUUAAACUCAAAUAUAUACUAAGUUAGUUUAGUCUAGAUGUUGUCCUGUAGAGUUCAUUCAAGGGUUAAUUGAACAAAUAGAAAAUCGAUCUCUAGGAGACAACACAACGUUAAAUAGAGCUAUCCAGUAUAAAAUAUAUGCCACCAUCAUCAACUCGUGUGUUUCUCUCAUUUAGCUCCGUCUGGAGGUCCUACAACAGUUUUCAUAAAGAGACUGGGUCCGACUGUUUUAGAGAUCACGUGGUCUCCACCGGAAGUGGAAAAAAGGAAUGGUAUUAUCGUAUCAUAUCGUUUGUGUGCCAAAGAAGUCAGCGAUAGUAGCCUAUGUCAUAAUAACGUGGUGGUAGGGGGGACAGAACGUCGUUUACCUAUAGCUGGAUUAAAGCCUUAUACCUGGUAUGCUGUCAGUGUUGAGGCGGGUACUUCCGGGGGAUAUGGUCCGCAGACUGAGUUUCAUCAUAGAACAGGGGAGUGGGGUAAGUAUAGUGUUGCUCAGUUAUGAUGGGGAAGAGGGUGGGGGAAUAAACGCUGAUUGGCAAAAGUUGGACUGAAACCAUAUAUCAGGUCUCAUAUAGCAAAAAAUAUAUUUUUCUUUUUGGCAGCAAAAUGCAAAAAUAACAAUUUCCUGAUGUGUAAGUCAAAUAUAAAACUUAUUGCAUAUGUGGAUUUCAGAGAACGUAUAGUGUCACACAUUGAGGUAAACCUCAAUCUUGGCACAAGACAAUCUCGACUUGCAGACGUAACGCUUUUGGAAUAUUUUAAAGCAAUAAGUAAACUGCAUUCCAGUAUAUAAGAUGACAAAAAAUUGGAACUAAUAGAGCUAUCCAGUAUGAACAAUGGUAAUUUAGUUUAGGUUUUUCCUGUAGUAAAACUGAACGGAAAGUAGUUCAGACCUGAUAGAGCUAUCUUGUGUGAUCAACAACGGUAGUUUAGUUUACGUUUCCUCCGUAUAGUAACACUGAACCUAUAAGUAUAAUAGGAUAGCGCUUACUCGAUAUCUAUGAAGAACAGAGCUAUCCAGUAUAAACAAAACUACUUUAGUUUAGCCUUGUUUUUCAUUUCUUUCAGUACCAUCAGGCACUCCAGCUGAAAUUUCCGUUCCCACAUUCAACGAGACUUCUGUAACUGUGGCAUGGAAAAGCCCUGACGAAAACGAGAUAAACGGAAUACUAAAAUCAUAUAAAAUCGAGAUUUACGAGCAACUAGAUAGCGGUUAUCUUAAAAUGGUUUCAAGUAAAAUGGUAGCUAGUGCAAUAUUGACUUGGACGUUUGGUAGCUUAAAAGAAAAGACGGAAUAUAUUAUUGAAAUAAAAGCUGGGACCGUUGUUGGUUUCGGCCCGCCAAGUGUUGUACAUCAGAAGACCUCUGGGGAAGGUGAGGGAUAGUUAGGUUCGCCAUCCUGUUUUAAACGUUCCCUGUGGGAGGAAAGCGGACUACCGGAGUUCGAAUUCCCGAACCUUUAUAGUUUUAAAUAUUUUUAUUUGAUUCUUUUUUAGCGGAUGUGACAUACGUAAAGAAGUCGAACAAAAUCUGUAAGUGUACAAAAUAAAAAACUGAGAAUAUAUAGAAACAGCAGUGAGGCUUCGAACCCGUGGCCCUGCAAUUCCGGUGCAACGCUCUAACCAACUGAGCUAUAGAUGCCAGUUGUCGAGCUUUAAAUUAAUGUUUUAAAUUUAUACUCAAGAUUUCCAUCUACAAAAUCCUUGAAUAAAAAACUAUGGUGCUACAUAUAUUGGUGCUGAAGUUUCAUCUGUGUUACCAUGUGUAACUACAACCGUUUUCAGUAUAUAUAACCACGCUCCAGUAUGCAUUUGAUGAGAGGAGAACAUACAGCUAAAAUUUCGUGUUUGUUUUGAUUCAAACACCUUAAAGAAAAACAUUAGCUAUAGUAUGUAUAUUUAUACCGUUGUGUAAACGUACUCGUGAGCAUGGUCAUAUAUAGCUACGAUCUCUGAUUAAAGUUUGUACUUCUAAAAAGAUUCUUUGCCAACUCUUAGAUCUCGCUCUGGCUAAAGCAGGAAUUGCAGCUGGAAGCCUGAGUUUUUUGGCAAUAAUUGGAUUUGUUGUCUUCAUUUCAUUGUUGGUCACUGGCUAUGUGCCUUAUACGAGGUAAACUGCUCUCUGUUGUCUUAACUGUAACACACGCAUAAAAACCUCACAUGGCUAAUUGAAAACAAGAUGUCUUUGCGUGCUUGUUCCCAAUUGUGGACAAGUUUUCAAAAUGUUUUCAAAAUUUCAAAAUCAUCUUUCAAAGUCAUUUUUGACUAUACAUUUUAAAGAUACAAAGUCAUAUAUGACCGAUACGCUUUUUUUCUAGUCUUUCGUUCAUGAAUCUUUUAAUCUUUGUUUUUUUGGGGGGUUUUUUGCAGUCCUUGGAGGAAGCGUCGACGUGAUUUAUGGCGCCAAAGAGUAAGGAAACAACAGGAAGAGAGAGAAAAGUGUUCAAGGUGUUGUUUUAUUUCUGCAUUCAGGGUUCUACAAUCUAGAGUAAAUCUAAGUAUAGUCAGACGUCAGAGCAUGCGUCUUUCGCCUCUGAGAUCGUGGGUCCGAUUCUCGCUUCGGAGUCAAGUGAAAAGAGUCAGUCGACACUCUGCCGAAAGUUGUAGGUUUUCUCCGGGUGCUCUGGUUUUCUCUCACAGGGAAAGUUGACAGGGUGGGUUAGGAUAUAAACACAGUUAAGAAAGUAAUAUCACAAUUGUUGUAAAGAUAAAUAGUCUAGGCUAAGUAUGUAAUUAGGUAAGCGUAAUACUUGAUGUAAAGCGCAUUUGAUCAUAUCCAGUCUUCUUAUGUCCAUUCCUAGUGAUUCAGAAGAAUCGGAUUUUAACUCAAGUAAUUCUAGUCGCGGAAGUGGAACAAGUGAUGACGAUUCUGGUAUUGAAAUAGAAACUAUAAACUAACUUUAUAUUAUAUUGAAUAUACAUACUUUCAGUAUAACUUUUUUUCCUUAGAGGCCCAGUUUUUAGUUUUAGUACGGUCCAAUAUGCUAUUCACAUGACUGAGGAUUUGAGGAAACUUGUAAACUAAGCUAACUUUAGUUUUUGGUCAGUUUCAAACUUUUCUCUCUGGAGAUUCUGUAAGGUCAUCUCAUAUUGGUCCAGUGCUACUACAGGAGGAAAUCUAAGCAACUAAAGUUGCUGUAUUUAUAUUCUAUGCCUUUAUCAAUUCUUUGUAGGUUUGCAUGGCGAUAAAUUCAUAGCCAUAGGGCCUUCCAUCUACAAAUUAUUUUAUUUGUAUAUUGGAUAUUGCAUGCCUUUACAGUCCUAAAUUGUUCUCGAAUGUUUGUUUCGAAUCAUUAUUCUGCGUUUAAAAUUCUAUAAUAUUUUGCAGAUGGCAGUAAGACUAAAACGUCAUCGCGAAAGAAAAAGAAAAAACAAAAAUCAUCAAAAAAGAACAAAACGUCUAAGGGCAAAAAUAAGACAAAACGGAUUUCGUAUGACGAAAGCUUCUCGGAAUCCAUGGAUGAUCCCCACGAUCUAUCAGUAUCCCUACCCAACCCCGAACCGGAAGAAAUUUAUGGCCAAGCAUUACUCAACGCUUAUGUGAAAAGUGUGAUGGAUAUGUGUUCUAUUUAUGGUGGAAGCAUCUACGGCACUCGGCCAGAGAACAUAUAUGGUAACAUUCUCCGACCGGAGAACAUAUACGGUAACCCAUCCGUGGGUAACAUUGCCCAACCGGAGAAUAUAUACGAGUGUAACAAUCUCCGACCGGACCAAUCUGUGGGUAACAUUCUCCUACCGGAAAACAUAUAUGGCAACCCAUCCGUGCGUAACAUUGGCCAACUGGAGAAUGUAUACGGGGGUAACAAUCUCCCACCGGAGAACAUAUAUGGUAACCCAUCGGUGGGUGAUAUGAUCCCAUCGGAAAACAUAUAUGGUAGCCGGUCCAUGGGUAACAUUCUCCGACCGGAGAACAUGUACGGUGUGAUGCAAGAGGAAAUCUAUGGACCAGCUGUAAAUACCCUAAGUGUACAUAACUAUCCCGGUGGUGUGAUCUCAGAGAAUCUAUAUGGCACACAUUAUUGA
Messenger RNA from Paramuricea clavata, 16733 nucleotides. The record is from the annotation of a GenBank genome assembly. NCBI's taxonomy places the organism in Eukaryota, Metazoa, Cnidaria, Anthozoa, Malacalcyonacea, Plexauridae.